Messenger RNA from Limanda limanda (common dab), 318 nucleotides. RefSeq lists its product as uncharacterized. Bases 102 to 317 code for a protein of 71 amino acids. The record is from RefSeq and is a predicted model, not a curated record. Gene Ontology annotation, molecular function: G-protein beta-subunit binding. Gene Ontology annotation, biological process: G protein-coupled receptor signaling pathway. The transcript has 2 exons. Gene Ontology annotation, cellular component: heterotrimeric G-protein complex. NCBI's taxonomy places the organism in Eukaryota, Metazoa, Chordata, Actinopteri, Pleuronectiformes, Pleuronectidae.
UCUCACUCGGGUCCAGCCUUUGGAGCAGUCCAGGUUCAUUUCCGCUUGGUUCACAGAAAACAACUCGCAACUUUUCUGCAGCGAAGGCCGCCGCCGUCGCCAUGUCCAACAACAAUGCCAGCAACAACCUGAUAAUCGCGCAGAGGACCGUGAAGCAGCUCCGGCUAGAGGCCAGUAUCCGGAGGAUCAAGGUGUCCCAGGCUGCUGCUGAGCUGAGAAACUUCUGUCUGCAAAAUGCCUCCAAGGACCCUCUCCUGGUCGGGGUCCCCUCCAGUGAUAAUCCCUUCAGACCUCCUAAGUCCUGCUCCCUGUUCUGAG